UGCCCCCUGAUCUCUUUGUGUGUGCGUGCGCGCGCGCGGGGCGUGUGUAGUGUGCGAGAUAGAAAAAGGAGACGAACGACGUCGUGCGCACACGCAGGAAGCAGACAUCCCCAAAAAAUAAGACAACAAAUGUGGUGAAAUUCAACCAACGUAGCAGUUACCUGAACAAAGGAGAGCCCGCCAACUAUUGAUUGAGACGACAACUGAGGCUGGACUUUUUUUUUUUUUAAGGGGGAGGGAAACCGUGUGGAGUCAACUUACUCGACGAACUGGCAACCAACCGUGGAUUAUUAUCGCACAAAGCAACUUUUGAUUUAGUUAGCCUAAGUGCUAGCUAGCCAAACAGCAAAGGGGGGGAAAGUUUCCGCCGUCCGAGAUGUCUGGGAGCGAGGACGACAGAGACGACUACGGAGCACCGCCGGACGACCGCUUGAUGCACGAUGACGAAGAUGAAGACAUUUCAGAGAAUGAGACUCAGAAAGUAAAGAAGAAGAAGAAGGCCAAAAAGAGCCGAGAAAGUAAGAGCAGCAAGAGGCGGUCGCGAAGAGAGGAACUCGCCAUCAGCUCCCCGGAGCCCAUGGACACUGCCGGGCCCGAGGAGGAUGGCGUCCAGGUCCGCCGCUCCGACAGCGAAGGCAGCGACUACAUGCCGGGACGCAAGAAGAAGAAACGCGCUAGCAGCGGCAAAGAGAAGAAGCGCAGCAGCGAACGGGGCUCGUCCAAGAAGAAAGAGCCAGAGCCGGAGGAGGAAGACGAUGACGAAGAUGAUGACGACUUUGCGGAACCCAAAUCAUCAUCGCAGCUGCUGGAGAACUGGGGCAUGGAGGACAUCGAUCACAUCUUCACCGAAGAGGACUAUCGUUCGCUAACAAACUACAAAGCCUUCAGUCAAUUCGUCAGGCCGCUUAUUGCCGGAAAGAACCCCAAAAUCGCCGUUUCCAAAAUGAUGAUGGUUCUCGGCGCCAAAUGGCGAGAGUUCAGCACCAAUAACCCUCUGAGAGGAGCGGCCGCUGCCAACGCCGCCCUGGCCACGGCCAAUGUUCCCGCCGCCGUGGACAACAUGGUGGCCGAGGCCGCCCCGCCGCCGCCCGCCCCGGAAGAGCCAGAGCAGCCCCCUGCGCCUCCCCUCCGAAAAGCCAAAACGAAGGAAGGCAAAGGUCCAAACGCCCGCAAAAAGUCAAAAGCGGCGUCCAAACCGCAAGAGAAGAAGAACAAUGCCAAGACUAAGAAAGUGGCGCCGCUCAAGAUCAAGUUGGGAGGCUUCAACAGCAAGAGGAAACGAUCAUCGAGCGAGGAGGACGAGCCCGAUGUGGACAGCGACUUUGAGGACGGCAGCGUGAACAACGUUUCUGUCUCGGAAGGCUCCAACAGUCGCAGCUCUCGUAGCAAAAAGAAGCCUUCGUCCAAGGCCAAGCCCAAGAGGAAGAAAGCCGAGGACGCCGACGGCUACGAGACGGACCACCAGGACUACUGCGAGGUGUGUCAGCAGGGCGGCGAGAUCAUCCUGUGCGACACAUGUCCGCGAGCCUACCACAUGGUCUGCCUGGACCCCGACAUGGAGAAAGCUCCAGAGGGCACCUGGAGUUGCCCGCACUGCGAAAAGGAGGGCAUCCAAUGGGAGGCGCGGGAGGAGCCCUCGGAAGGCGAGGAGGAAACCGCCGACGGCGGGGAGAUGGAGGAGGAUGACCACCACAUGGAGUUCUGCCGGGUGUGCAAGGACGGAGGCGAACUGCUGUGCUGCGACUCGUGUCCGUCAUCCUACCACAUACACUGCCUCAACCCGCCUCUGCCCGAGAUCCCCAACGGAGAGUGGAUCUGCCCGCGCUGCCUGUGCCCACCGAUGAAGGGGAAGGUCCAGAGGAUCUUGACAUGGCAGUGGGGAGAACCUCCUCCGCCGACGCCGGUGCCUCGACCGCCAGACCUCCCGGCGGACGCGCCCGACCCCGCCCCGCUGGCAGGGCGGCCCGAGCGAGAGUUCUUCGCCAAGUGGUCAAACCUGUCCUACUGGCACUGCUCUUGGGUCACCGAAUUGCAGCUGGAACUCCACUGCCAGGUGAUGUUCAGGAACUACCAGAGGAAAAACGACAUGGACGAGCCGCCGCCCAUCGACUUUGGCGACGGGGAGGAAGACAAGAGCGAAAAGAGGAAGAACAAGGACCCCAUGUAUGCCAAGCUGGACGAGAAGUACCUACGCUUUGGAAUCAAGAUGGAGUGGCUGAUGAUUCAUCGGAUCCUCAACCACAGUGUGGACAGAAAGAACACCGUGCACUACCUGAUCAAGUGGCGCGAGCUGCCGUACGAUCAGGCCACCUGGGAGGCGGACGACAUGGACAUCCCCGAGUUUGACACCUACAAGCUGCAGUACUGGAACCACAGAGAACUGAUGUUGGGUGACGACGGCAAACCGGGAAAGAAAAUCAAGGUCAAAGGCCGCGUCAAACGUCUGGACCGGCCUCCGGAGAACCCCGUCGUAGAUCCUACUAUCAAGUUCGACCGUCAGCCCGAGUACCUGGACAGCACGGGCGGAACGUUGCACCCUUACCAGCUGGAAGGCCUUAACUGGCUGCGAUUCUCCUGGGCGCAGGGCACCGACACCAUCUUGGCUGACGAGAUGGGGCUGGGCAAGACGGUCCAGACGGCCGUCUUCCUAUACUCUCUUUAUAAAGAGGGUCACUCCAAGGGUCCGUUCCUGGUCAGCGCGCCGCUCUCCACCAUCAUCAACUGGGAGAGAGAGUUUGAAAUGUGGGCCCCCGGUAUGUACGUGGUGACCUACGUGGGGGACAAAGACAGCCGGGCCGUUAUCCGCGAGAACGAGUUCUCCUUCGAGGACAACGCCAUCCGAGGUGGUAAAAAAGCCUCCAGGAUGAAGAAAGACUCGUCCAUUAAGUUCCACGUACUGCUGACGUCGUACGAGCUGAUCACCAUCGACAUGGCCAUCCUGGGCUCUAUCGACUGGGCCUGUUUGGUGGUGGACGAGGCCCACAGACUCAAGAACAACCAGUCCAAGUUUUUCCGAGUCUUGAACAACUACCCGCUGCAACACCGACUGCUGCUAACCGGAACACCGUUACAAAACAACCUGGAGGAACUGUUCCACCUCCUCAACUUCCUCACGCCCGAGAGGUUCAGCAACCUGGAGGGCUUCCUGGAGGAGUUUGCCGACAUUGCCAAAGAGGACCAGAUCAAGAAGCUCCACGACAUGCUGGGUCCGCACAUGCUCAGGAGGCUCAAGGCCGACGUAUUCAAGCACAUGCCCUCUAAGACCGAGCUGAUCGUGCGGGUGGAGCUCAGUCCGCAGCAGAAGAAGUACUACAAAUUCAUCCUGACCCGAAACUUUGAAGCGCUUAACACCAAAGGAGGCGGCAACCAGGUGUCGCUGCUCAACGUGGUGAUGGAUCUCAAAAAAUGCUGCAACCACCCCUUCCUCUUCCCCGGAGCCGCCAUGGAAGCCCCAAAGCUGCCCAACGGUAUGUACGACGGCAGCUCGCUCAUCAAAGCCGCCGGCAAGCUGAUGUUGCUGCAGAAGAUGAUGAGGAAGCUGAAGGACGGAGGACACAGAGUACUCAUCUUCUCUCAGAUGACCAAAAUGUUGGACCUGUUGGAGGAUUUCCUGGAGAACGAGGGCUACAAAUACGAGCGUAUAGACGGCAGCAUCACGGGAGGGAUGAGGCAGGAAGCCAUCGACCGCUUCAAUGCUCCGGGCGCUCAGCAGUUCGCCUUCCUUCUGUCUACGAGGGCCGGAGGUCUUGGGAUCAACCUGGCUACCGCCGACACCGUUAUCAUCUACGACUCGGACUGGAAUCCGCACAAUGACAUACAAGCUUUCAGUCGAGCUCAUCGAAUCGGUCAGAACAAAAAAGUCAUGAUCUACCGCUUUGUCACCAAGGCGUCUGUGGAGGAGAGGAUCACGCAGGUGGCCAAAAAGAAGAUGAUGCUGACCCACUUGGUGGUCCGACCCGGCCUGGGCUCCAAGACUGGUUCCAUGUCCAAGCAGGAACUGGACGACAUCCUCAAGUUUGGAACGGAGGAGCUCUUCAAGGAUGAGGGCGAGGGCGAGAACAAGGAGGAGGACAGCAGCGUCAUCCAUUACGACGACAAGGCCAUCGACCGUCUGCUGGACCGAAACCAGGACGCCACCGACGACACGGAGCUGCAGAGCAUGAAUGAGUACCUCAGCUCCUUCAAGGUGGCGCAGUACGUGGUCAAAGAUGAGGAUGAAGAGGAGGAGGAGGUGCAACGCGAGAUCAUCAAGCAAGAGGAGAGCGUGGACCCCGACUAUUGGGAAAAGCUGCUGCGCCACCAUUACGAGCAGCAGCAGGAGGACUUGGCCCGCAACCUGGGCAAAGGCAAGCGCAUACGCAAGCAGGUCAACUACAACGACGGCUCGCAGGAGGACCGAGGUGAGACGUCCGUCGCAGUCCUAUUAGUCCUGUGCAUCACCGACUUCUCGCUAAUGAUGUUUUUUUUUUUUUUCUUUCUUCGUCCAUCAGCCGACUGGCAGGACGACCAAUCGGACGGCCAGUCGGAUUACUCUGUGGCUUCUGAGGAGGGAGACGAGGACUUUGACGAACGAUCGGAAGCCAAUUCACGGCGGCCCAACAGGAAAGGCCUGCGUAACGACAGAGACAAGCCACUUCCCCCCCUGCUGGCCAGGGUGGGAGGCAACAUUGAGGUGUUGGGCUUCAACUCGCGGCAGAGGAAGGCCUUCCUGAACGCUGUCAUGCGUUACGGCAUGCCGCCGCAAGACGCCUUUACCACGCAGUGGUUGGUCCGAGACCUGCGAGGGAAAUCGGAGAAGGAGUUCAAGGCUUAUGUCUCUCUGUUCAUGCGUCACCUGUGCGAACCCGGAGCCGACGGCGCCGAGACCUUCGCGGACGGCGUCCCCAGGGAAGGCUUGUCGCGGCAACAUGUGCUGACCCGCAUCGGCGUCAUGUCACUCAUCCGGAAGAAGGUGCAAGAGUUCGAGCACGUCAACGGCCUGUGGUCGCUGCCGUGGAUGGCCGAACUGGAGGAGAACAAGAGGGCCGCGCAGCCCGACUCGCCGGGAAAGACGCCGUCCACUGGGACGCCCGCAGACACGCAACCCAACACGCCCGCUACAGUUGACGAAUCAAAAAGCGAUGAGCCCGUCAAGGACGGAGACAAAGAAGUGAAAAAAGACGGCGAGCCGGACAGGAACGGAAAAGACGCCCCCAAGAGCGGGAACGAGGUCAUCGCCAUCCCCGACGACCAGGACAAGAGUCCGCCGCUGCCGGAGGAGAAGAAGAAGACAGAGGAGCCCGCGGAGGCGGCCAAGGCCACCAACGGAGAAGCCGAUGGCGCCAAGGACGGCGAGAGCGACAAGAAAAGUCCGAGUACGGAAGACUCUGCUUCGCCGUCAGAUGCCAAGAGCGAAGACUCAAAAAAUCAAGACUCUGAGGGCAAAGAUGACAAGCCAGAGAAGAUGGACACGACUCCUGCCCCAGAGGACAAGAAAGUCGCCAAGGACGAUAAAGAGGCUCCGAAAAGCGAGGAGGUAGCCAAACUGCAAAACGGCGACGGCACCAAGGAGAGUGCCGCCGCCCUGGAGGAGAAGAAGAAAGCCAAGGGCCGCUUCAUGUUCAACAUCGCCGACGGAGGCUUCACGGAACUCCACUCGUUGUGGCAGAACGAAGAGCGUGCCGCCACUGUGACUAAGAAGACCAAUGAAAUCUGGCACCGACGUCACGACUACUGGUUGCUGGCGGGAAUCAUACAACACGGCUACGCUCGCUGGCAAGACAUCCAGAACGACGCCAAGUUCGCUAUCCUCAACGAGCCCUUCAAGGGGGAGAUGAACCGAGGAAACUUCCUGGAAAUCAAGAACAAGUUCUUGGCCAGGAGAUUCAAGCUUUUGGAGCAGGCGCUAGUGAUCGAGGAGCAGCUACGCCGUGCCGCCUACCUCAACAUGUCUGAGGACCCGUCGCACCCCUCCAUGGCGCUCAACACACGCUUCAGCGAGGUGGAGUGCCUGGCCGAGUCGCACCAACACCUCAGCAAGGAGUCCAUGUCGGGAAACAAGCCGGCCAACGCCGUCCUGCACAAAGUGCUGAAGCAGCUGGAGGAGCUCCUGAGCGACAUGAAAGCGGACGUGACCCGUCUGCCGGCGACCAUCGCCCGAAUCCCGCCGGUGGCCGUCCGUCUACAGAUGUCUGAGAGGAACAUCCUCAGCCGCCUGGCCAGCCGCGGGCCUGACACGCACACGCAGACGCACGCCCAACAGAUGUCUCAACAGUAGACAGAUAGAUGACGUUCAGCUCUUUUACCUCUGAAAACCCCGCCCCCAAACCGACCGACCACAUUCCUGAUUGGCGCUGGAUUUUGCGCCCGAGCUUGAAGCCACGCCCAGCUGUUCUUUGCCCCGCCCCCAACCAACAGACUGAGUUUCCGGAAGGACAAACUCCCCUUACCGACUCCCUGUUUGAGGCUGUGGACACAAAAGCAAUUUUAUUUUUGUUCCUCCUUUUUUCAACUUCUGUAUUAAUAUUAUUGAUAUAAUGUUAUUAUGAUGGUUUUUUUGGGACCUAAUAAAAAGUGAAACAAAGUCA
Corythoichthys intestinalis (scribbled pipefish) is the source of this 6566-nucleotide messenger RNA. RefSeq names its product chromodomain helicase DNA binding protein 4a (gene chd4a). The transcript has 40 exons. Gene Ontology annotation, biological process: negative regulation of transcription by RNA polymerase II; chromatin remodeling. Gene Ontology annotation, cellular component: chromatin; nucleus. NCBI's taxonomy places the organism in Eukaryota, Metazoa, Chordata, Actinopteri, Syngnathiformes, Syngnathidae. Gene Ontology annotation, molecular function: ATP-dependent chromatin remodeler activity; ATP binding; histone binding. The record is from RefSeq and is a predicted model, not a curated record. The coding region runs from base 377 to 6256 and encodes 1959 amino acids.